AGAUUUCCACUGCCCAGAUCCUUCUCUUCUGCAAACUAUCAACGUGCUAAUUGCUGAGUCUCUCCCGCUCUCUGCCUAAGGCCCGAAGAACCUCAUCCUCUCUGCAAACUCUACAACUCUCCUCCGCUCUUUCCCUCUCAGCCUGAAGCAUUGAAAAGAAAAUUAAACUUAUAUAUAUUUGGAAAGAUGAAAAUGAUUGAACUGGAUGACGAUAAUUAUGAGCGGUGGCGUAUUUGCAUUGAAAGCUAUUUGGUCUCUAAAGAUCUUUGGAAAGCUAUUAUAUCGAGUGAGAGGCCUUCUGAAGUAGAUGAAACGGAAUGGACUAAAAGGGUCGCUGCCGCUCUGCAUGCAAUUCAAAUUUCAUGCGGAAAAGAGGGUUUUGAAAAGAUAAAGGAUACCAAUUCAGCCAAAUGUGCUUGGGAUAAGUUGGCCCAAAUGCAUGAAAAUAAAGACGAUUCUGAGUCUCACUGCAUUGACCUAUCAGAAGAAGAAGAAGAAGGGGAAGAAGGAGAAGAAGAAGAAGAAGGAGACGAAGGGGAAGAAGGAGAAGAAGGAGAAGAAGGUCAUUGCAUUGACCUAUCAGAAGAAGGAGAAGAAGGUCACUGCAUUGACCUAUCAGAAGAAGAUGAAGAAGGGGAAGAAGGAGAAGAAGGAGAAGGAGGAGGAAGAGGAGGAGGAGGAGGAGGAGGAGGAGAAAUAGUAGCAGAAGAAGAGUCAGUGUCCCAAGAAGAUAUUCCAGCGAAACUAAAACAAUUGGAAGAUGCCAUUGUGAAGGGAAAUGUAGAUGUUGUGAGGGAACUUAAAAAUUCUGUAAUAGUGUCAGAAGAUGACACAGCUCUUCAUCUUGCGGUCCAUUUGGGCCAGAAAAAAAUUGUCGAAGAAUUGCUGGAGUGCAUUCUCAAAGAUCAGACAGGAAAAAAAGAAGUAGACUGGUGUAAAGCUCUCUCGCUUGCUGCUUUGGCCGGAGAGACUAAAAUUGCAAAAUUUUUAGUUGGAAUGAAUAAGAAUUUGCUCACUAUCACUGGUCGACGUGGCCAUAUCCCGCUUGUAGCGGCAUGUGAUGCAGGGUAUAAGGAAAUGGCACGCUACCUCUAUCGUAACACUCCAUUUGAUCUCCUUCGCCCCGAAGGUGGGAAGCAAGGGUACCUGUUUCUUGCUAUAAGCAUCCGAAACAAACUAUAUGAUAUUGCGUUGGAUGCACUCCAUCGUUGUCCAAAUAUGAUGACUAACGGAGGGGAAUUGGCUCCGUUGAGAGAAUUGGCCGGAACACCAUCGGAAUUCUUCACUGGAAGUAAGCUGAGAUUUUGGCAACGAUGGAUCUAUUACUGUAAGUAUCAUUUCUAAUUAUGAAUCUUCAUCAAAUUUUUUUAAUAAAUAUACUAGAGUGCUGAACCUGAGGAUAUCAUUAAAGUCCUUUUUCUCUGAAAACAACGUUAAACAUUUUUGGCCACUUUAAUAUUAAAGGUACUUCACUUUU
Rubroshorea leprosula is the source of this 1477-nucleotide messenger RNA. The record is from the annotation of a GenBank genome assembly. NCBI's taxonomy places the organism in Eukaryota, Viridiplantae, Streptophyta, Magnoliopsida, Malvales, Dipterocarpaceae.